This is a messenger RNA of Phycomyces blakesleeanus NRRL 1555(-), 522 nucleotides long. RefSeq lists its product as hypothetical. The transcript has 5 exons. NCBI's taxonomy places the organism in Eukaryota, Fungi, Mucoromycota, Mucoromycetes, Mucorales, Phycomycetaceae. The coding region runs from base 1 to 522 and encodes 173 amino acids. The record is from RefSeq and is a predicted model, not a curated record.
AUGGUAGCAAUAAAGUUUGACCAAAAAAAUAAAAUAAAAGAAAGAAUAUUAGACUUUGUAUAUUAUAUAUCUCUUAAUAAUGCGGUGACCCUGGGUGAUCUGUUUACUAGGUCGGACAAAUCAGUUAAUCCCGCGAACAUAGUACUAGAAACGAGUGGUAAUUUUGAUAAUAAUCUUGAAAAAAGUUCUAUGGUACUUUUCAAAAUUGCUAUCAGAAUUACCACCUCCAUUUUUUUCAUAAUGUUAGAAGCUAGCUUCAAUCCCAUAAAGACUGUGCUAUUUAAUCUAAGGUAUCGUAUUGCUCUUUGUUAUAAUUUGCACAUUAUUAUUAUCGUACUGCGCGGUAGUGGUAGUGGUAGUGGUAGCUGUAGCGGAAGUGUAAAGAUAUGGUACUACGAAGUACUCCUUUCAAAUAUUAUAGAUCCACUUUUCCUUUUUGGUCUCUACUCGAUACUUUUCUACAGCUCCCAGUUUCCCGUUACCGCCUAUAGUUUCCAGUUUCCAGUUUCCAGCUUAAAAUGA